GGCCACCAACAAUGUGGGUUUCUACCCUCAACAACAACAAAUCGAACAAAAUGCAAACAAUGUUGGCAAACAUUGCGGCUCUCUUCAUUGUUGUUUUACAAUUACUUGGGCAGUUAAACGUCACAGUAGCAAACAAUGUUGGCCUAGGAAAUCACAUUCUGCAUGAAGGAAAGGUGAAGCUUGCCGCAGGCUCGAGGGUUGUUACCAAUAAAGAAGACUUUGUGAACAUGACGAUUUCUGCUAAUGCUUGCAAUGUUAGCUUUGAUAAGUGGGGGAAUAUUUAUCUACCCUACAAAAAUCAAGGGACGGCAAAGGACAAAGGUUGUACGGUGGAUCUUCUAACCGAUAAGGUGGACGAGAUUGUUUUACAAUCUGGCUUGCUUAAUCGUGUAGGACUUGGUUAUUGUUUGAAAGAUGAAGGCGUCAAUUCAAAUGUACUACCUUUUGCCUACAGUCUGACAAAUGAGGAAGUCGAGAAAUUCCACAACGGCCCGCUCUUUGCUAACGGUUCUUGCUAUAGUUGUGCGGAGGGUUGUGUCAAAAAGACUGGUCUAGAAGUUAGAUGGGCAAUGGAUGAGGGUCAAGACAGAGGCGGAUAUGCUGAAUAUGCUGUGAUGAAUGUAAAUCCAAUUGCCACAAAAAUGGUUUAUUAUGUUGGCAAAAAAUGGGACAUGAGAAACAAAUAUGUGCAAUGGUUAUCCGACUUAGUAAUCAACAAAACGGAUCCUAAAUUUCACUUGAAAUCUGCAAAAAGAGAGAAAGACACGUUUGCUCAAUCAUAUACUAGUAUCUGCCUAAAUAACUCUAAAGAAGACAUUCUCUCGCCCUCAACAUGGGAAAUUGUUGGUACGAGUCCAGAGCCAAAAAUGAAUCGUUUGUUGGUUUUUCAUCUUCUUCCACAAACGGCAUCGCGGCAGAGGAUGUUAGUAAAAAGUAAUCGUACUCAGUUACCGGAAUAUGCUGUGGUAAAAGAACAUCCAGAAGGGCCCUUAUGCGAUGAAAUUGUGAUUAUAUUUCUUGGGAGUAACUACAGAUUGUUGGCAACUCCAGACACUUCGACACCUAAAGAUCCAACAGAUGGAAACACCUCUAUAGUAUUCAAUGUUGGUCUUAGGAAUCACACUCUUCAAAACGGAAAAGUGGUACUUGCUAAGGGAUCUAUAGUUGCCAAAAAAGAAGACGUUGAGCAGUACAUGUCGAUUUCUGCGGAUGCUUGUGAUGUUGAUUAUAAUGAUGAGGGGAAUAUCGUUAUCCACUACAAAAAUCAAGGGACGACAAAGGAUAAGGGGUGUACGGUCGAUCUUUUAACAGAUAAGAAGGACGAGAUUGUUUUCUGGACUGGUAUGCAGAAUCAAGGAGGGCUUGAUGAUUGUAUGAGAGAGAGUGACAUCAAUUCGAAUGUGUAA
Messenger RNA from Meloidogyne enterolobii, 1406 nucleotides. NCBI's taxonomy places the organism in Eukaryota, Metazoa, Nematoda, Chromadorea, Rhabditida, Meloidogynidae. The record is from the annotation of a GenBank genome assembly.